Molecule: messenger RNA, 2175 nt
Organism: Neolamprologus brichardi
Lineage: Eukaryota; Metazoa; Chordata; Actinopteri; Cichliformes; Cichlidae
Gene: xpnpep1
Product: X-prolyl aminopeptidase (aminopeptidase P) 1, soluble
Molecular function (GO): metalloaminopeptidase activity
Source: RefSeq, a predicted model, not a curated record
CUGGAAGAAGCUACAGUCACGUGACCACAAACGUCAACAACGAAAUGGCAGCCUCCUGUUUUGUAAAUUAACACAAGGUCCGAGCUGGUUAAAAGAGCGCUUCGAUUUUAAAUCUGAGUGUCGCAUUUUCAAGGCGAAACCACCGGAAAAGGCUAUGUCUCCAAAGAUAACUGGAGAGCUGCUCAGGCAGCUCCGUCAGGCAAUGAAGAACUGUAAAUACUUCUCUGAGCCUAUACAAGCCUACAUAAUCCCAUCUGGAGAUGCACAUCAGAGUGAAUACAUUGCACCGUGUGACUGCAGACGUGAAUUCAUCUCUGGAUUCGACGGCUCUGCAGGCACAGCCAUCGUUACAGAGCAGCAUGCUGCAAUGUGGACUGAUGGCCGAUACUUCCUGCAAGCCCACCAGCAGAUGGACAACAACUGGACCCUGAUGAAGAUGGGGCUGAAGGAGACACCCUCACAGGAAGACUGGCUGAUCAGUGUUCUUCCUGAAAACUCAAAAGUGGGAGUAGAUCCUUGGAUCAUUGCUGCUGACCAAUGGAAGAAUAUGUUCAAAGCUCUGUCCAGUGCUGGCCACUCGUUGGUAGCAGUGCAGGAUAACCUUAUCGAUGCCGUCUGGCCGGACCGACCAGAAAGACCCAGCACACAACUCCGCAGCCUGGGAUUAGACUUCACUGGUAUUUCCUGGCAAGACAAGAUCACAACGCUGCGAGCCAAGAUGUCAGAGAGGAAGAUCACCUGGUUUGUUGCAACAGCACUGGAUGAGAUUGCGUGGCUUUUCAACCUUCGCGGGGCAGACAUUGAGUACAACCCAGUUUUCUUUGCAUAUACCAUUGUGGGAAUGAAUACAAUAAGGUUUUUUGUGGACCUCAAGCGUCUUUCUGACCCUGCAGCGAGAGAGCAUCUGCAGCUGGACUCCCCUAGCAAACCUGAGCUGAGCAUCCAGACAUUUCCGUAUGAGUCGGUCUACACUGAGCUCCAGGCCAUCUGUGCUGCACUUGGCCCAAAGGACAAAGUGUGGAUUUGUGAUAAAGCCAGUUGUGCUCUCACACAGGUCAUCCCUAAGACGCACCGAUCUCCAAUUCCCUACACUCCACUCUGCCUCGGCAAAGCUGUGAAAAAUGCCACAGAGAUUCAAGGCAUGAAAAUGGCACACAUCAAAGAUGCAGUGGCACUUUGUGAACUCUUUGCUUGGUUGGAAAAGGAGAUUCCAAACGGCAACGUGACUGAGAUAUCUGCUGCUGAUAAGGCAGAAGAAUUACGUAGUCAGCAGAAAGAUUUUGUGGGUCUCAGCUUCCCAACAAUUUCCAGUGUUGGUCCACAUGGAGCGAUCAUACAUUACAGACCACUGCCUGAGACCAAUAGGACCCUCACCGUAAAUGAAGUUUAUCUCAUCGACUCUGGAGCUCAAUACGUUGAUGGAACAACAGACGUCACACGUACCAUGCACUUCGGGACACCAUCUGCUUUUGAGAAGGAAUGCUUUACCUACGUACUGAAGGGACACAUAGCUGUCAGCGCUGCCAUUUUCCCCAAUGGAACAAAAGGCCACCUCUUGGAUUCGUUUGCCCGUGCAGCCCUGUGGGAGUCUGGGCUGGACUACCUCCACGGUACAGGUCACGGGGUGGGCUGUUUCCUCAACGUUCACGAGGGGCCUUGCGGCAUCAGCUACAAAACCUUCGCAGAUGAACCGCUGGAGGCCGGCAUGAUUGUCAGCGAUGAACCUGGAUACUAUGAAGAUGGAUCUUUUGGCAUUCGUCUGGAAAAUGUGGUCCUCGUUGUACCAGCUAAGCCCAAAUACAACUACAGAAACAGGGGUAGUCUGACAUUUGAGCCUCUCACUCUGGUUCCCAUCCAAGUGAAAAUGAUGAAUACAGAGCUUCUCACUCAGAAGGAGCGGGACUGGGUGAAUGAGUACCACAGGAAGUGUCGGGAGGUGGUUGGAGCAGAGUUGGAGAGGCAGGGUAGGCAGGAGGCAUUAGAGUGGCUGAUCAGAGAGACCCAGCUGAUCAUCUGAGGACCAACUCUUGUGUGAUCAUUUUGCCCAGGAUUACUGUUGAUUGCUCUGCAGUGAUAAACGUUUGUAUUUUCUCAUGUUUCUCCAUGUCUCGCACCCAGCUUCUUUUGUAAAGCACAUUACAUCAGCAGUUUUAUUAAAGAUCUGUCAAAAGCAAG